AUGGCGGAGGGCGGAUUCUACAGAGGCACCAAUGCCGAUCAAGAUAUACGCUUCACCGACAAGGAAAAGAAGCUCCUCAAGACGAUGAAAUUCGAAGACGCCCUCGAGCAGACCAUCGAUCGUGCCAAGGUUAACCUGGACGUCAUCAAACCGUGGGUGACCACCCGCGUCACAGAAUUGCUCGGUCUCGAAGACGACGUGAUCAUAGAAUACAUCAUCACACAGUUGGAAGAGGCCGAGCUCAACCCGAAAGUCAUGCAGAUCAACAUCACCGGCUUCCUAAACGCCCGUCGCGCGCGGGAAUUCAUGGGUGAAUUGUGGAGCUUGUUGCUCGAAGCCCAAGAAGCAGAGGAUGGCAUACCGCCGAGCCUCGUGGAGAAGAAACUGAAGGAAGUACGCACAUCCCGAGACAACCACCACGAUCGAGCACCAAAGAGGGAUAAUAUCGCUGUAGAAGCGGCAGAAAGCGACUGGAAACACAGAUACACUUCUCUCAGUGGUGGAAACUAUGCUGGGCCCAUGAUCAAAUCUGAGAAAGAUGACCGAAUUUAUCAUCAACAGGGCCGUGAGCGGGAGCCAGAACCUGAGCAAGAGCGUGAUCGUGAAAGACGGGAGGAGGCUUCUAAGCGCGAGGAGGCACAACGACGCGACAAAGAGCGCGAUGACCGUGAAGCGGCUAGGCGAGAGGAGACUGCACGGCGAGAAAAAGAACGAGCCGAACGACACCGUGAGCGAGAGCGUGAGGAACGUCGCGUCAAAGACGGUCGUCGGGAUCGUGACCGGGCCGAUUCGCGUCGUGAUCGUGACCGUCGUGAUGAUAGAAAAGACCGUGACGAGAAUCGGCGUCACGACAGGACACGGGAUGACGAUAGACGCGAAUCCAGGAAAAGACGCUCUCGGUCAAGAAGUCCGCGUAGGAAAUUCCGCGAAGCCUCCGUCGAAAAGGAGAAAAAGCCUGCAAAGAUCGACUCUGACGACGACGAUGAGGACAAGAAGAAGCACUCCAAGAAAAGCAAGAAAAAGGCCCAUAAACGAUCUCCUUCCGCCUCUUCGGAGGAA
Messenger RNA from Mesorhabditis spiculigera, 1059 nucleotides. NCBI's taxonomy places the organism in Eukaryota, Metazoa, Nematoda, Chromadorea, Rhabditida, Rhabditidae. The record is from the annotation of a GenBank genome assembly.